CACAUACGACCAUAGGAUCGAGAAAAUUGAGGGUCCCGUCCGCUCCCCUGUACACAAGCUCGAUACCGCCGGACUAGUAGUUGGGUCGGUGACGACCAGCGAAUCCCCGGUGUUGUAUGUUUUUACAUUUUUACCAAAGUACCCGCCUGUAUGCCUCUUUUUCCCCCCCGCUGGUGGAGAUGUAUUGAAAGUUCAUCCAUCGGUCUGUCGUUGUGUCUGUCUGCUUCCUUGAGAUGCACUAAAGCAGAUACUUCAGCGCUCGGGCACAACAACCCCUGUCAUACUGGAGAAGACGAAUCAAUGGCGCUGUCUGCGCGUGUUAAAGCCUGCCUGCUUGCCGUGGCUUGUCCAAUUCACGCACUCCGAAGUCGUACAGUGACAUUCGGCAAGGGAAAGUGGCUGUCACUACGGAGAGUCUUCGUCUUCUUAUUGGAAGUUACCUGUUGGUCAUAUUUCGACUUAUCAGGGUAGGGCUGUUUGUGCAAAGCACAUGUCGGUGCGUAUGGGUUUUCUGGCAAUGAUAGCCAAACACUGGUAAGAAGCCCGAGAAAGGAUCGUUGCAACAAGGGCGACGAUCUGAUCCUUGGUCACCUGUGUGGUUCUCCCUGGUCACGUUGUCUCUCUUUCCGCUAAGGAACUAUCAUGGCC
Microdochium trichocladiopsis is the source of this 648-nucleotide messenger RNA. RefSeq lists its product as uncharacterized. The transcript is spliced from 2 exons. The coding region runs from base 151 to 471 and encodes 106 amino acids. Lineage: Eukaryota; Fungi; Ascomycota; Sordariomycetes; Xylariales; Microdochiaceae. The record is from RefSeq and is a predicted model, not a curated record.